Messenger RNA from Asparagus officinalis (garden asparagus), 1171 nucleotides. RefSeq names its product serine/threonine-protein kinase Aurora-3. The record is from RefSeq and is a predicted model, not a curated record. The transcript has 6 exons. Lineage: Eukaryota; Viridiplantae; Streptophyta; Magnoliopsida; Asparagales; Asparagaceae. Gene Ontology annotation, molecular function: protein kinase activity; ATP binding. The coding region runs from base 72 to 896 and encodes 274 amino acids. Gene Ontology annotation, cellular component: spindle microtubule; spindle pole centrosome; chromosome passenger complex. Gene Ontology annotation, biological process: regulation of cytokinesis; mitotic spindle organization; protein phosphorylation.
CAUACCACUGCCUCUCCCCAAUUUCGAAUCCCCAAAAACCCGCGCCCAAAUGCCAAACCCUAACCCCCAAAAUGAAGAAAGACGAAUGGAGCCUCGAGGACUUCGAGAUCGGAAAGUUCAUCGGCGAAGGAAAAUUCGGCAAAGUCUAUCUCGCCCGAGAAAAGCAGAGCGGUUACGUAGUGGCACUCAAGGUAAUUUUCAAGGAGAAGCUCGAGAAGUAUCGAUUCCAUGCUCAUCUUCGUCGCGAGAUCGAGAUCCAGCACGGGCUUAAUCAUCCUAAUGUCCUUCGUCUCUUUGCUUGGUUUCAUGACGAUUCUAGAAUCUUCUUGGUUCUUGAGUACGCUGCGAGAGGAGAGCUUUACAAGUUUCUUAAGGAUUUGCAUCAUUUCUCAGAGAAGCGAGCUGCCACGUAUGUUUCAAGCUUAGCCGGGGCUCUAGCCUACUGCCAUCAAAAACAUGUAAUCCACAGGGAUAUCAAGCCGGAGAACUUAUUGCUGGAUGUUGAGGGCAGGUUGAAGAUCGCAGACUUUGGAUGGGCUGUGCAGUCAAAUGCAAAGAGACACACAAUGUGUGGUACAAUAGACUACCUUGCACCAGAAAUGGUGGAAAAAAGGGAACAUGACCAUGCUGUUGAUAACUGGACUUUAGGCAUUCUUUGCUAUGAGUUCCUUUAUGGUGGUCCACCAUUUGAAGCUGAAGACCAGUAUGAUACAUUUCGAAGGAUCCUGAAAGUUGACCUGAAGUAUCCUUCGACUCCUCGUGUAUCAGCUGAAGCAAAGGAUCUCAUCAGUAAGCUUCUGGUGAAGGACUCAUCAAAAAGGUUAUCUCUACAGAAGAUCUUGGAGCAUCCAUGGAUUGUCAAGAAUGCAGACCCUUCUGGAAGCUGCAAUGAAUAGCGUUGAGUUGUACGAUUCGUGGAAUAUCUAACUGCUUCUUGAAGCAAACUUAGCCAAUUGCUUCGUUCAUCAUUUGCUUUUUGUAGUAUAACUGUCAUCUCCAGACUUCUCAUCAGGUUGUGUCUUUACCUAUGAACUUGACCCUUCAUAUUAUUACAGCGUACAGUUGCAACUUGCAACCAAAUUAUAUGGACCAGAAGUAGGUAAACAAAAUUUUGAAUUUGCAAUGUACAACGUUGUCAUAUGAUCUUACGAAGUUGUUAACCCUAGUGAAA